UAAAGGAAAAAAAUAUUUGUUGAUUACGCUUCGUGAACGGAUUCCUUCAUGAAAGUGUUAAAAGACAUGGCUGCCACAUUACCCGACGACGGAGAUCUAGAGGAAGUUAUGCUUAUGAACCAUCCUGUAAGAAAAUCCUCCACUCGAAGAGGCGAGGAAAGGAAACCGCUUUGUACAGAAGAAAGUGAACCAACUUCAACAUCAAGAGAAAACAUUCCCCCAGCUCCACCGAAGAGCUUUUUGCUGCUUGACGAAACGGAAAUUCUUCAGGUGCAUACAGUGGAGGACUUCAUUGCAAAGCUGUCAUGCCAUGGUGAUACAAGCAUGAAAGUUGUCUCCAUAUUUGGUAACACAGGUGAUGGAAAAUCGCACACCCUUAACCAUGUCUUCUUCUGUGGCAAAGAAGUAUUUGGAACUUCACCAUCGCAGCUUUCCUGCACAGUGGGUGUUUGGGCUGCUUAUGAUGAGGGUGAUCGGGUAAUUGUCUUGGAUACAGAAGGGCUAUUGGGUAUGUCUGGAAAUCACAACCAACGCACAAGGCUCUUACUGAAGGUCCUUGCGAUAUCUGACAUUGUCAUCUAUAGGACAAGAGCUGAAAGGCUCCACACAGACAUGUUUACUUUCUUGGGGGAUGCAUCAGAUGCAUAUCUAAAACAUUUUACCAAGGAGCUGAAAGAUGCAACAGAGCGAUGCCAUAUGGAUGUGCCUCUAUGUAGUCUCGGUCCAGCUGUGAUUAUCUUUCAUGAGACACAGCACACUCAUUUACUAGGAGUGUCACAGAAUGAAAGUAAUCCAUCAGAAAAUCUGAAGAGUCCUGAUGAGAUUUUAAAGGAGAGAUUUGCAAAUAUAGGAAGAAUUCCUCAUGCAUUUAGUUCUAUCAAGUACCUGGGGACAAGAACAGAGACUCCACCAACAAACUUCAGGGGAUUGAAGCAAGCUGUAAAAGAAUGUUUAGUUGACAGCUCUGUGCGCUUGUCACGCUCACCAACUAUCAUUUAUAAAGCUUUGAUGCUCCUGAAUGAGAAGUUCAGUGGGGACAUUGAAAGAACAAUACCAAACACUUUUCCUGAUGAAUAUUUCACUUGCCAGGCAUCAUGCCUGUCAUGCAAAGCACGAUGUCAAAAGAGCAUGAAUCAUGAGAACGAUGAAUCAUCAGCACACCACAGUGAUGUCAGAUGUCAAUAUCAAGCCCAGUUUGACAACAGGAUUUUUACUUGUAGGGCCUGUUAUGAGAGGGGAAAACAGAAUUUGGUUGUUCCAAAAGUGUGUUCCUCCAAUGAUUCAUCCUGGCUUGGAUUUGCUAAGUAUGCCUGGUCUGGGUAUGUUCUGGAGUGCCCAGGAUGUGGUGUAAUCUAUCGUAGCCGUCAGUACUGGUUUGGAAAUGAAGACCCAGUUAAGACUGUGGUCCGGACUGAGCUUCGCCAUGCAUGGCCUGGGCAAGUAUUUGCAAAGCUGGAUGGUGGCCAUGCAGCCAGACGGUUUUUGGAUCAUAUCAGCUAUGUCACUGAUGCAGUUAGCAGUCUUGGUACUCCAUCCAGUCAGGCAGUGACCAACUGGAUCACAGACAAAAUAGCCCCAGAUUAUUGGGUGCCAAAUUCUGAAAUAACAGCUUGUCAGGUAUGCCGUCAAAUAUUCAGUGAUGGAAAGACUAAGCACCACUGUCGCGCCUGUGGAGGUGGGGUCUGUGAUGCAUGUUCAACCAAUAAGAAACCUGUACCAGAACGAGGCUGGGGUGAGGAACCAGUGAGAGUGUGUGACCGUUGUUUUGGAAAAACGUCAACCGUGGAGGCUCAGCCUCAACCCACAUGUGACUUAAGUGAUUUAUCAGAUGCUCUAGAAGAGGAAACUCCUCAAGAAAUUGUGCACCCUGAAGAUGACCACAGUCUGUAUUCUGAAAACCCUUUUGGACCAGUAGCUGCCCGAAAAGUAACAGAGGUUGUUCAGUCCGCUGUGGGUGUUUUAAAAACAGCCAUUGUUUACCCUAAGGGGUUCAUCACUGAUGCAGCAAGGCCAGGAUACUGGGUACCAGACUCUCAAAUUUUAGUCUGUAACUGUUGCCAAACCGAAUUCAAGGGAAGUGAUACCAAACAUCAUUGCCGAGCCUGUGGUAUGGGUGUCUGUAGCAACUGUUCAGAAAGUAGGAGACCUGUGGCUUCAAGAGGUUGGGAUCACCCAGUCAGAGUUUGUGACCAGUGUGCUGCUAAAAAAGGACAGCUUUAGGGUCAAUUUGUUUUCAGUGAGAAGCCAGCCAUGAGAAACUUCCAGCUUAUUGGCCCUUUAUGAUCAAGUUUUUAUUAAUACUGCAACCUUAUGAGGUUUUAAUCAAACUUACUACUUCAUGGCCUUGCGUGGAGAUGGAGAACAUGAUCAUUGGCUGUGAGAUCAAGUCUGAUUUAAGUCCAUGGCAUCCUUUGCUUGAGGCCUUUUAAACCAAAACUAGAGUCUUUUGAGGGCUUUUUACUUAAAAGAAAUAAAAACCAACAAUAAGGUUAUCACAGGGGCCUGGCAGACCUAAGAAUAAUAACCCAAAAAGGCAAUGGACUCUUAAAUUGAACACAUGCAAACUGUUUGAUAUGCAGGAAAAUGUUCACCAUCAAGUCUUGAUUGGUUUUAAGCUACUGCAUUUGAUUGAUUGAGAGGGUUUCCAGAGUUUUAUAGACCUAUCAUUAAGUGAAGCAAAGUAAAACCGGAGCAAUGCUGGUUUAAUUUGGAUGCUAAAAAUCCUACAUUAUCCUCUUCACCUUUGCUCUCUUAGGAGAGAUCAAAUGAGUAAUUUCUCUGAGCAGAAUCAAUAAAUCUAUAAACCAAAAGGUGAUGAGACUAAAGAAAAUUAUCUACCUUA
Pocillopora damicornis (cauliflower coral) is the source of this 2842-nucleotide messenger RNA. RefSeq names its product zinc finger FYVE domain-containing protein 1. Gene Ontology annotation, molecular function: phosphatidylinositol-3,4,5-trisphosphate binding; phosphatidylinositol-3,4-bisphosphate binding; 1-phosphatidylinositol binding. Lineage: Eukaryota; Metazoa; Cnidaria; Anthozoa; Scleractinia; Pocilloporidae. Gene Ontology annotation, cellular component: lipid droplet. Gene Ontology annotation, biological process: lipid droplet formation. The record is from RefSeq and is a predicted model, not a curated record.